Molecule: messenger RNA, 664 nt
Organism: Phialemonium atrogriseum
Lineage: Eukaryota; Fungi; Ascomycota; Sordariomycetes; Cephalothecales; Cephalothecaceae
Exons: 2
Coding region: 139-495 (118 amino acids)
Source: RefSeq, a predicted model, not a curated record
CCCGUGGGAGGUUGGAAUCUAGCUGGAAGCUGGAAGCGCAAACAAACCCAUCAAGACUGGAAAAGAGCUACCGGUGUAUCUUAACCAGCGGCCCGGGUGUAUAACAUCUUAGAGUCCGGAGCUUCACGAGGGGACAAAAUGUUAAAAACCUGUACUUCUAAUUUCUCUAUCCCUAGUCCAUUGCCAUGGAUGCCAUUGCGGCGUGUCUAUCCGUUCCGUUUCCUGUUUCCCGCCCUCAUGUGUACAAUGCAGGUUACAGCCAUCAUGAGCAAGUUGCCCUGCUCCAUAAUCAUCCAUCGAAAUCCCAAAAGAAAAAAAAGAAACCCAAGACGCGCCGAGAAAAAGCACGAGUACAAACAUGGUACUGUACAUGAGAACAACCAGUCCAAGUGUGUGCCCUUUGGAAGACACAGCCUCGACCUUGCCCUCUCUAAACCCUCUCUCCAUACCUGCCGCCUGUAUAUUGGGUAUAUCCUCCGUCCUCGAGUCCCAUAGACACCCUACCGUCCCUUUCCGCCACAGGGGCUUCUCGCGAGAGAUACCCACGGUCACUGUGGUACAGAUCGAUCGCCAUCUCCGGCGCCAUCAUUAGCAUUACCCAUUUCCCAUUACUCAUUAUCGUCCUCUUCUUCUUCUGCAUCGUCUUCGCCGGCUCUCUUCGUCG